AUGGCCGCCCCAACUCAACUCGCUUACCAGAAGGUAAUCUACGCUGCUGCGCUUAUUCUCCAUGUGGCCGAUAUUUUGCAUGGGCUGCUCCUGAAGGUUUCCAUCAUCGACCCAUCAGUCGGCCAUCUUGUGGCUACGCUUCCAGCAGAGAACGUGUAUGAACUUGGAUUCUCCCCACUGGGAACGUUCAUCAUUACCUGGCAGCGGCCGUCGAAAGACGAGAACGGCGAUGCAGUAAAGAAUCUGAAGGUUUGGAGGGUGGUAGAAGGGCCUCCCAGCGACAAUGGCGAUGAAGCCUCGCGCGUGCCGAUUGGGAAUUUCGUGCAAAAGUCGCAAACCGGGUGGAAUCUGCAAUAUACCGCAGACGAAAAGUAUUGCGCUCGCGUAGUUACCAACGAGGUGCAGUUCUACCAGAGCGGGAAUCUGACAACGGUUUGGAACAAGUUGCGGGUUGAGGGAGUCACAGACUUUGCUCUCUCUCCGGGUCAAAACCACGCCCUCGCAGUGUUUAUCCCCGAACGCAAGGGCCAGCCAGCUGCCGUUAAGGUCUUCAACGUACCGCAGUUCAACGCUCCAAUCUCCCAAAAGACCUUCUUCAAGGGAGACAAGGUUCAAAUGAAGUGGAAUAAUUCUGGGACCACCUUGAUUGUGUUGGCACAGACAGAAGUUGACAAGACCGGAAAGAGUUAUUACGGCGAGACCACGCUCUAUAUCCUCAGCGCGAAUGGAUUCGAUUCAAGGAUCAACCUUGACAAGGAGGGCCCGAUUCACGAUGUUAGCUGGUCUCCUAACUCGAAGGAGUUUGGAGUCAUCUAUGGCUACAUGCCGGCAAAGGCGACAAUUUUCAAUGCUCGAGGAGUCGCCACGCAUUCCUUUCCCCUUGCACCCCGAAACACAAUGGUGUUCUCCCCUCAUGGCCGAUUCGUCGUUGUCGCAGGGUUUGGCAACCUUGCUGGGCAGAUGGACAUCUACGAUUUGGACAAAAACUACGCCAAAGUUACUACCGUCGAGGCGUCCAACGCCAGCGUGUGCGAAUGGAGCCCUGAUGGUAAACACAUUUUGACCGCAACUACAAGUCCUCGACUUCGUGUCGACAACGGAGUUCGAAUUUGGCAUGUUGGCGGCGGAUUGAUGUACAACGAGGAUAUGAACGAGCUUUACGACGUUUGCUGGCGGCCGCAGUCCGCGGUCAACCAUCCUCUGGAAAACCCACUGCAUCCCAUGCCAAAUCCCCACCCAUCUGCGCUGGCCUACCUUGCGAACAAGAAGACACCUUCGAAACCGGUAGGUGCUUAUCGACCACCUGGGGCGCGCGGUCAGAGCACGCCAAUGAGUUUCCGUCGUGAAGACGAAGGCGGAGCCGCGUUUGUUCGGGACGACCGCCCAGGGACCUUUGGGCCAAGUGCGAACACAUUCGGCAAGCCUCGACGCCGCGUGGUUCCUGGGGCCGAGCCAAUGGAUGAGUUCCUGCCUCCUGGAGCGGCUCCCGGAGGUGGUGUGGCUCUUCCACCCGGAGCACAGGCGGACGAUAAGCUAUCCAAGUCUGCGGCGAAGAACAAGAAGAAACGCGAGGCGAAGAAAGCCAAGGAGAAUGCGGACAAGGCCCAGAAUCUGUCUGUUGAAGGCGCUGGUGCGGAUCAGGCUGCGCCCACGAGACCCCACGCGGAGCGCCGUGAAAGGCGAAACCACUCUCGCAGCCGGUCUCGCGGCAAUAACCAGAAUCUGGACCCCAACACGCAUGGCCAGCAGAAUCGCAAUCGCAGCCGGAGCAGCCACCGCCGCCAGCGCAGCGACGGGAACAACAACAGAGGCAACGGACAGCGUGGUGGCGCGACCGCCAAAGUGAACACUCGUCAGCCGCCAAAUGGAACGCCGGUACCUGACGUGACUGUGUCGUCCCCGACUACUGGCAACACAUCGUCGCAGGAGAAGAAAGUGCGUGGGUUGUUGAAGAAGAUGCGCGCGAUUGACGAGCUGAAGAUGCGCCUGGCUGGUGGAGAGAAGCUGGAGGACACGCAGAUGAAGAAGAUCAAGACCGAGGAAUCCGUGCGCAAGGAAUUGGAGGCCACUGGCUGGAGUGGGUAG
Messenger RNA from Uncinocarpus reesii 1704, 2085 nucleotides. RefSeq lists its product as uncharacterized. The transcript has 5 exons. Gene Ontology annotation, biological process: translational initiation. The record is from RefSeq and is a predicted model, not a curated record. Lineage: Eukaryota; Fungi; Ascomycota; Eurotiomycetes; Onygenales; Onygenaceae. Gene Ontology annotation, cellular component: cytosolic small ribosomal subunit. The coding region runs from base 1 to 2085 and encodes 694 amino acids. Gene Ontology annotation, molecular function: protein binding; ribosome binding; translation initiation factor activity.